AUGUCAAGGGACUUUCUGGCUACUCUCGACACCUAUAACUCUAUGCACACCGACAUGAACAAGGGCCUGAACCUCUUGAUGGAUGUUUACCGCGACAAAAAUGACAAACUCAGAGAGUAUGACAAGCACUACACGGAAAUGUGGACCAAGCUCCAAGAGUAUGAAAAAAAGACUGAGCAUCUCGAAAACAAGAUCCGCUGCCUGGAAGCAAAGAACCGGGCUCUGAAUGACUCCCCCAACGCAUUUGCUUGCCUAAUCAUUGAUGGCGACGGAGCGUUGUUCCAUGACGAGUACAUAAUCGAAGGCGAGGAGGGUGGCCGCGAGGCUGCCCAUAAGCUUCAUUCAGCGCUCAAGACAUUCCUGGAAUCGGCCAAUAUGGAAGAUCAUAUCAAAUUCAUCGUGGUCAAGAUAUACCUGAACGUGGAAGGUCUCACCAGAGCCUUGAUGGAGUCCGGUAUCAUACAUGAGGACGAUAAGCUCACAAAGUUUGGUCGCGGGUUUUGCCAAGCUCAGCCCUUCUUUGAGUUUAUCGAUGUCGGCCACGGAAAGGAAAAGGCAGAUCUCAAGGCCACAAAGCACUUUGAACUCAUGGUGAACCUGAAGGAUUGCAAGCGCGUGAUGCUGGCUGGAUGUCAUGACAAUGGCUAUGCCACGUCUCUUGAGGAGUACAGCAGAUGGGCAACUGACAAAAUCACCCUCGUGGAGACGACCCCCGCCGCAAACGGUAUUGCAAAACUGAAGCAACAUUUUAACUUUCAACAAUUUCCAGACAUUUUUCGCUCCGAGCCUCUCUGCCUUAGGAAGCGCAGCCAACAGAGCCGCAGCACCAUCACCGCCUUCGGCAGCAUCGAGCCAUUUCCUAGCCCUUUGUCAACUUGUGUCGCUUACCCAUCAGCCGUUCAGUUCAAUGGCGGUCCUUCAUCAGCCGCUCUCACGAAGAGGCCCAGCCCGCCUCAAGCUGCCGCUUUCAGUUUUGCAGCAUCCAAUUCAGGCGACUCUCAGAGUGAGGACAACCAAGCGCCAGAAGACAAGGACAGACAACCAGUCCUGAGCUAUGCCAAGGCUGCAGGCACCCAACCUGUGGGCUAUAUCAAAGUCGGUCGCCUGGCCAACAGCAACGACGUGUUGAUGGGCAAAUGCCGCAACCCACAACCCCCCAAGUAUGAGAAGAUGUACUUCUUCCUCAACAAAGCCGAGCAGCGUGUCGAUUAUCCCUUGUGUAGAGCACCCGACACCAAAGUACGCGAAGAGAUUGAAGAGAGAACCAGGAAGAACCGCGCCAACUUUUGUAAUGGCUACCAUCUGAUCAAUCGAUGCAAGCACUUGGCUGAGAACAAUCACGGUCCUUGCGAUUAUACCCAUGGCGAACCGCUGAGUAAGGAGGCGAAAAAGUAUCUCUGGUACAAAGCAAGAAGUGUGGUUUGCAAGAACGGAAGUGAUUGCAGAGAGGAUUAUUGCCUUGCCGGUCAUCACUGUGCCUGGGGGAAGGAUUGCCGGUAUAAAGAUGAUUGUCGGUUCAAAAAGAUGCACGGGGUAGAUCUUGAACGGUUCUAUGUUGUCCACGAGGGUGAUCCCUGCCCGAAGCCGAUUAGAAGGGUCUAG
This is a messenger RNA of Neurospora hispaniola, 1602 nucleotides long. RefSeq lists its product as uncharacterized. NCBI's taxonomy places the organism in Eukaryota, Fungi, Ascomycota, Sordariomycetes, Sordariales, Sordariaceae. Bases 1 to 1602 code for a protein of 533 amino acids. The record is from RefSeq and is a predicted model, not a curated record. The transcript is spliced from 3 exons.